CCUUCCUUCUUUCUUUGUUAUUUGAUUCCUCUCCCUCUAGCCGACGCUGCUCCCACCACCGUUUACACAUUACUCCUUCCUUCCAACUUUUCCCUCUCUCUAGUCUCUCCCAUGGAUUUCUUCACCUCCGUCUUCACCGACGGCCCACCCUCCUCCGAUUCACCCCAGCUCCAAUCAAUACCCCUUCUUGAUGAUCAUCCUGUUCCCGACGACCCCAACCCCGUUCCGAGCACCGCUUGGAGUUUCGGCGGGUUUAUCAAGACUUUCGCGCGCGACCUCGAGGAGCUCGGAUCCGGUUUGAAGAAAGAGACGGCUGUCAUUCGGGAAGUCGCCUCCCGCGCUGUCAAGGACCUCCCGGCUUCCCUUGAUGCCGGCGCCUCCGUCGCUCAGGAUUCGCUCGAGUCGGUCGGCCAAGCCAUCGACGACAUCGGGAGUUCCGUCUGGAAAUCCACGGCCGUGAUCAUCUCUCACGGUAGGGACACGCUUCUAGCCCUUCAUCCUGACCCCGAUUCCUCUGAUACUAUAUCUAUUAAUGAUCGAAGAACCAUCGCUAGACGAUCGACUAGUAGUAAUAGUCAGCGUUCGGAUAUGAAGCCUUACAGUCGGUUCGAUGCGCAAGUGCGCUCAAUUCAGGGUGAUAUGAAUACGUAUUUGGAGGAACCGGAGGACGUGGAUAGGUACAACCAGUGGAAACUAGGGUUUUUAUUGGAGGAGAAGGUGGAAGAGAUUGAGAAAUUGAUCGGGCAGAAUGGUGUAAUUGGAGAGAUUUAUGGGAAGGUUGUUCCGAGUAGGAUUGAUAGGGAGACCUUUUGGAGUAGGUAUUUUUAUAGGGUGCAUAAGCUAAAGCAAGUUGAGGAUGCAAGAGCUAAGCUCGUCAAAAGAGCGAUUUCCGGGGAAGAAGAGGAGGAUUUGAGUUGGGAUUCUGAUGACGAAGGUGAAGAGAAUAAUGGGUCUGAUUCGAAGGUCGAUUCAAGUGACCCUGACAACGUUGAAAGUGUUGAAGUUGGAUUGGAACGACAAAAUGAAGAGACGGGUGGUGGCGUUGUCUUGGAAGAUAGAUCCGAUGAGAAAGUGGUGUUGGAGGAAAGGAGGAAUAGUGUGGAAUCUGGGAGAGAUAGUGAUAUUUCCGUUGUUUCCAGCCAACCGUCGCCGGAGGAAGAGGACCUUGGGUGGGAUAAGAUUGAAGACAUUAGAAACAGUGAUGAGAACAAAGUGGAGGAUGCUGUUGGGAGCGCAAGUAGGCUUGAUUUGCAUAAGCGGCUGGGUGCUGCUGAGGAGGAGGAGGAUUUGAGUUGGGAUAUUGAAGAUGAAGAUGAUGAUCAACCUGUUAAAUCGUGAUUAAUUUACGUUUUGAAAAUUGCAAUUGUUCUGACUCAACAAUGUUGAGCUUAUACUCGCCCGGAUUGGGUUUUCCUGCCAGUGUUCAUUCAUAUAUCUGUAAUAUUUUGAUUAUAAUAUUUCCGGAUUUCAGAC
Juglans microcarpa x Juglans regia is the source of this 1473-nucleotide messenger RNA. Its product is annotated as BSD domain-containing protein 1-like. Gene Ontology annotation, cellular component: cytoplasm. The record is from RefSeq and is a predicted model, not a curated record. The transcript has a single exon. The coding region runs from base 112 to 1338 and encodes 408 amino acids. Lineage: Eukaryota; Viridiplantae; Streptophyta; Magnoliopsida; Fagales; Juglandaceae.